Molecule: messenger RNA, 1299 nt
Organism: Rasamsonia emersonii CBS 393.64
Lineage: Eukaryota; Fungi; Ascomycota; Eurotiomycetes; Eurotiales; Trichocomaceae
Exons: 1
Coding region: 1-1299 (432 amino acids)
Source: RefSeq, a predicted model, not a curated record
AUGGACGCCAGAUCUGACCUGACGCCGACCCACCCUGAUGGACCUCGAUUAUCUUCAUCCCUCCCCCACCAGAACUGGUUUCAGGCAUCCUAUUCCCACCCCGCUGGGCCCCCUGCGGCGAGUAUCUCACCCCAGGUGAGAUUCCGUCACGGAGGAUCUGCUUUGGAUGAGUCGACCCUGGCACGUCGAACCACUGCCUUCCGCCAGCUGAAUGGCAAUUCUAAGCCUCUGUCACGAAGACACCGCGAGACCAAGUCCAUUGGUGGCCGACCAUCGACUUUGGCCUCUCAGCCAGUGCUUGUCCGGGCAUAUCCCGAUGCAGCUGAUGAGGCGCAAUCGUCUUCCACCAUGCCAUCCGCUUCAGCGACGCAGCAGCAGCGCGUGCCAGAAUUGCCCUCAGUCCAGGACUUUAGCAUUGAGGGGAUUCUGCGUGCAAUUGAACCCGAGAUCAGGAGCACCCUGGAUUCAAUUGCGGAAAUCUGUGGAAGAAGCAGACUGAGUCUCGCCAACGAGUAUGGGAGCCAUAUCGCACCAUUUGGCGAGAUUCGAGCACCUCCGGGGGGUUUACUAACGGUGGAAGAGGCGAGUGCAAGCAGUGAGAGACUGACUGAUGACAAUGUCGCCAUUGUGGAUGACGACAAUAGUCUCUUGGAUGGGCGAGAUUAUUAUGCCACCUCAACGUAUGGCUUGCUUGAGAACCUGAGACAGACCGCCUAUGCCACCGGCUAUCAACGCAGCCCGCACUACCUUCACGAGGACAGUUCCUCCGUUCAAGCCCAGCCGGAUAUGUCGGGGUCUUCGACUGUGGUCCACCCAACCUCUGACAAUGAUCCCAAGUCUCGAUCUUCUUUCGUAACCAAGCAAUUCACUACAAAACCAAAACCUGGCAGCCGGGCUCUUUUGGGAAAUGCCCAGUCUGGUGCCAAAGGUGACGCAGCCAACAUUGUAACUCCGGCGAUGCUGUCAGAGGUCCAUGUGGACGCUCCUGCAAAUCGUUCUUCAUGGCCAUCUGUUCCUCCAGACACUUCGCACGGUUCUCCCAACCUCGCCGCCUCUAACUACCCUGGCACAAGCAGGAAUGGCAGUGCCUCUGUUCAGCCUUCUCGGGUUGAUAAGCUGUCCCUGAUGGCCGAUGUGCAGGGAUGGCUCGCUUGGCUUAAGGGGAUCGUGCAGCGAGAAAAGCCGCAACGGGCCUCCAGCCCAGAGACUGCAGAAACUACACUUCGCGCGGUGCUCGAGCGACACGCGGCCAAUGUGCUACGUACGCACGAACAGGCUGUUGCGGUCACUACAGGAUGA